AUAGUUUAGUUAAUUCACCUCUACUCUUCUUCUUCUUCUUCUGUUAUAAAUCAAACACCCAGAAGAACCAGAAGCAUUUGUUUCUCUGUCUGAGUCACCUCAUCACUCCCCGCUCUCCAUGGCUGAUGCUAAACAACCCCACUUGAACGGCGCCUACUACGGCCCUCCCAUCCCUCCCCCACGGUCGUACCACAGGCCGGGCCGCCGCAGUGGCUGCGGUUGCGGCUGCUGCCUACUCAACCUCUUGUUCAAGCUCAUAGUCACCAUCCUGGUCAUCAUCGCCAUCCUCGCCCUCGUCUUCUGGCUCGUCUUUCGCCCCAACAAGGUCAAAUUCCAUGUCGUUAACGCUUCCCUCACCAACUUCAGUCUCGCCGGCAACACUCUUAGCUACAACCUUGCACUCAACAUGACCAUCAGGAACCCAAACAAGCAUAUCGCUAUCUACUACGACAGCAUCGAAGCUAGGGCCUACUACGAUGGUGUGCAGUUCGGCACGGACACUCUGGAACCUUUCUACCAACGCCACAAGACCACUUCCUUCCUCAAUCCUCUCUUCCGAGGCCCAUCGCCACUGGUUCUCGGAAGCUCCGAACUUGCUCAAUUCAAUAGUGACAAGGCUGCGGGAUCUUUCAGUAUUGAUGUCAAGCUCUAUCUUCGGGUCAGGUUCAAGCUUAGAUCGAUCAAGACUAAUAAGUUCAAGCCGAAGAUCAAGUGCGACCUGAAGGUUCCUUUGGUUUCUCGUCGCAGCUCGGCCGCUGGGUUUGAGACCACGAGAUGCGAUAUAGAUUACUGAUCGUCAGAGUUCAGGGAUCUUUGUUUUUUCCCGCCUGUGUAGUGUGUACCAUCCAUCUAUUUCAUUUCUGAUCAUUUGUUGAUUUCUUUUUUUACUUUGGUUUUCGUUGGUCACAUAUAUCGGCUGCCAUGUUCUUUCCUUGGUAGCACAUAGGUUGAUACUGGUUACAUUUUUGGUGAUUGAUUUUGUGAUACCAUAUAAACUACUGUAUGUGAAUAAAUAAAUGAUAAUAUGAUGGGGGGUUUUGAUUUUUAUAGUAGAAGUUAUGGUUGUGUAGCCUCCUUGCUCCUCACUCCACAUGAAAA
Messenger RNA from Nelumbo nucifera (sacred lotus), 1098 nucleotides. RefSeq names its product NDR1/HIN1-like protein 3. Gene Ontology annotation, cellular component: plasma membrane; plasmodesma. Gene Ontology annotation, biological process: defense response to other organism. The record is from RefSeq and is a predicted model, not a curated record. Lineage: Eukaryota; Viridiplantae; Streptophyta; Magnoliopsida; Proteales; Nelumbonaceae.